Esox lucius (northern pike) is the source of this 2626-nucleotide messenger RNA. It is a transcript of the gene lsp1a, whose product is annotated as lymphocyte specific protein 1 a. The coding region runs from base 281 to 2095 and encodes 604 amino acids. Gene Ontology annotation, biological process: muscle contraction. The transcript is spliced from 14 exons. NCBI's taxonomy places the organism in Eukaryota, Metazoa, Chordata, Actinopteri, Esociformes, Esocidae. The record is from RefSeq and is a predicted model, not a curated record. Gene Ontology annotation, molecular function: actin binding; myosin binding; calmodulin binding.
AGAGGGAAGAGAGUGCUGCUCCGAGCUCAUUUUCAACACUCGGCGCGUGGGACAGAAUUCAGCUCGGUGUGUGUGUCUGUGUGUGUGUCUUUACCAGACAGCGUGUGCCUUCUCAUCGAAGGAGAAAAGAGGAGCACCGAAAUCUGUCCUAGUGAAACCUCCACACUGGCCAGUGGGCUAAGGACUGGGAGAGACAGAGAGGUUCUGUUCUGAGGGAGAAGAGGAGCUACUUUGUGAUAUUUUUAUUCAGAUACAAAGGCGAGACGAGAGGACAGGAGAUAUGUCACAUGCAAUCCUGAGAAGAAACUCCAGCAAGCAAGGUCUGCAGAACCUCUUGAAAAUCACUGCCCAGAGGAGCGUUGAGGAUGCAGAGGAGGUGGAGCGAGAGAGGAGGCGCAGGGCCAGGGAGUCUUUCCGCAGUAUGGGCGGCAGCGGCACAUCGGGCUCCGGAGGCCCAUCCAUGGAUGAUGGGGCUUUGGCUGAAGACGGCCUGUAUGAGACAGAUCUGAAGCCUAACAGCAGCUCUCCCUCCAUGGAGGAGGACGAGGGCUUCAGCGACUGGACUCAGCGGCUGGAGAGACGCAGGCAGCAGGCCCAGCGCAUGGAGGAGCUGAGCCAGGAGCCAGAGGAGCAGAACAACAUGCCCCUGAAUGGUGCCAUGAAGACCACCACAACACACGCCCCGUCUGCUUCAGCCACUUCCACCACAUCUCAUCUGCUCCGACAACACCAGGGAGAAGCAGAGGAGGAGAACUUGGGAAGAAAGGAAAGUGAGAGGAAAAGAAGGGAGCGAGAAGAGGAGUUGGUAAGAGUUGAAAGGCUGCAAAGGCAGAGGGAGAGGGAUGAGGAAGCAGAGAAACAUCAACAGGAGCAGAUGAGGCCGAUGAAGAGGGGAGAGGAUGACAAGAGACCAGUUCCUGGGAAAACGUUGAAAGACAAGAGCAAAGACGUCAAGGUCUCAUACAGAUCCAAAGUCAUCCUGAACACGGAUGCCAAGCAUGGUGACACCAACGGUGACACAGCUGGGGAGGAGAGAGCGUCAUACAUGGCCAACGCCAGAGUAAGGGCACUCAGGGCUCCGGUGCACGUGGCAGCGGCGGAGGCUGAGGAGGAGGCCAUUUUAGAGACGGAGGCCAAGCUCGAAAAAAUCAGACGCAGCCAUGCAGAGAAGGAGAACCAAGAGCUUGAGCAGCUCAGGCAGAAGCAGGCUGAGGCAGAGCAGGAGCUGGAGGAGCUAAAGCGCAAGAGGGAGGAGAGACGCAAGGUCAGGCAGGAGGAAGAACGCAGGAGCAGAGAGGAGGAGCAACAGCGCCUGGCCAAGGAGGAGGAGGAGAAGAGGAGGAUGAAGGAGGACAUAGAGAGGAGGAGGAUGGAGGCAGCGGAGCGGAUGAAAAGCCUCAGUACCUCCAGCGUGGACGGAGAUGAGAUGUUCAGCCCACUCAGUCCCAAAGGCUCUGUCUUCAAGAGAGAGAAUGAAGAGAGUUUGACAGCAGAAAAUACAUGCGUGAUCACAGAGAGAACGGAAUCCUUGAACCGAUCCCUAAAGAAAAGCAACAGCUUCAAGAAGACACAGCCACCUGUUCUCCUUGCCAAGAUGGACGACAGGCUGGAGCAGUACACACACGCCAUUGAGAACUCCCAGGAGGCCAGGGCAGCCAAGCAAGGGUUGAUGGACAUCCCCAUGUCACCAGAGGCAGUUGCCUCCAAGAAGAACUUGUUUGAGGCUGGCGAGGCCUGGAACCAGAGCCCGGCCAAAGGCAUACCAUCUAAGGACGCUGAGGGUCUGAAAGUGGGCGUGGCAGACCUGAUUACACAGUGGGUGAAGGGCAGCCCAGAAGGCAUCAGCAGGAACUCUCCCACCAGACCAGCUGAUGUAAAAGCUGGUGACGUGAUGCAGAAAAAGAACAUGUGGGAGAUCAUCGGGGAAACAUCCCCUGGGAGAUCAGGAGCAGGGACAAAGGUCAAUCCAUCUGGUAAAAGGUACAAGUUUGUAAUGACAGCUCAUGGUAAAUACGAGAAGAUUCCUGUUGAUGAUGAUGACAACAUGGAUGAAUACAUAAAUGGAAAAGCAGACCUACGCCACGGUGAAUAUUGAAAUACAUUCAAGAUGGUAUAGUCUUCAAUAACUUUGGUCACAUUGUCAUCAAAUGCAGCGAUGAUAUUGUGUAAUUGCUGUUGUUUAUGAAAACAGUAUAAUUCACAGUUUAAACCUUUCCUUUUGUAAAACCUUUGAAAAGAAUGUCAUGCUUAAUCAUUGGUUUGAUUCGUAUUUCUGCACAUUCAAUUUGAACACAUUUAAUUCCAUCUUCAGACAUACAUUUGUCUCAUGUGUUUAUGUAUAUACGUAUGAAUAUGUUUUUUUUUCACUGGUUGUUUAUCUUUUCAUUUUUUUCAAUUCAUGCCAUUAAAAGGUUUCAGGUGAUUUUGGACAUGAUGCAGAAAGUAAUACAAAACCUAAGCUUUGAAAAUAGUUACUCUUUUAAUUUGCAGGUUUGAAGCAUUUGAUCCCUGAGCUUGUAGCCUGUGAUGUCAUGUUUAUACUUAGUUUUCUGUCUGUUAUUUGAGCCCAGAGAUUAUACAAACAUCAGCAUAAAUAUUCUGUUAUACACUAGGCCCCACAGGGGGG